Molecule: messenger RNA, 2375 nt
Organism: Pectinophora gossypiella (pink bollworm)
Lineage: Eukaryota; Metazoa; Arthropoda; Insecta; Lepidoptera; Gelechiidae
Exons: 2
Coding region: 47-2311 (754 amino acids)
Source: RefSeq, a predicted model, not a curated record
GAAACCGCCGUCCUUUCGAACGAAACGAUUUUACAAGUUUUAUUUUAUGAUGAGCUCUCAAACGGAAAUGGAUAUAAUAGAAGAAAAAGAAGUGACUAAAACGUGUUUUAAAUAUAGGGGACGAUUAUUUGGCAAUCUAAACAUUCUGUACAACGAGGCAAAUACGUUGUUUGUACUUUGGAAUAAAUACCAAAUAUUUCUUCACGAAGACACUAACUUUGAUAACGAGGGUAGAGUUUUCACCCCGGACUUUCAAAUACGUCGAUUGAUAGUGUCUGACAACUACAUAGUGUGCCUGGACUGGAGUGGUAACCUGCACAUCAUUUCAUUGAAAUUCAAAAAUUCUGCCCAGAAAAGAUUUAAAAGUUGUUUCCAACCACGCGACAAAGGAAUUUUGAAUUGCAUAAAAUACACGACAGAGAACACUUUAUGUUUAAAAAUGGAUUGUGACACUUAUUUCUUAUGUGUUAAUAAAAUAAAUGUAGAAUAUCAAUUAGAGAAAAAAAUUGGCUUAAAAUUGCCCAAAGAAGACUGGCCACUGAGAAAAGCUGAUCAGGAAAAAUACAUCUUAUAUUCUUAUGCAAUUAACAAUGAAAAUUAUCAGGUAAAUAAAGAAUUAUUCAAUGCUAAAGAAAAUGUAUGGAAGGAUCACAGUAUAGUGCUUAUCUCUUUUGAUAAACUAGCUGUGUAUGGUUGUCUAUUUAGCCACAGAAGUGCUGAUGAUGAAAUAGACUUAAUUAAGUUAUACACAAGCCCUAUAGAAAUCUGCGAUUUAAAAAUUAUUGAAAAGGAUGGUUUAAAUGUAAUUGUUGGAGUAACAACGGGCUCUAUAAUUCAUUUACCCUUGAAAAAUGUACAAACUUCACAUGAAGUUCAAUUGAUACAUCUGAAUUUACCGCUAUCGAAGUUCAUAACCAUUAAAUCAAAUGAGACUCUAAUUUAUACUGAUGGAAAAUCAAUGUGGAAAGCAGAAAAUCUAUUUUCAAGGGCAUAUUUGGAAUUUCAACAAUUCUUCAUCAAAGACGUGAAAGAUUUUCUAAGAUACGGAGACCAACUUGUCUGUACAACAUAUACCAAUAUGAUUUAUAUUUUUUCCUUAGAACAUGAGGAUUCAUUUCUAAAUAAUGGUGAAAGUGAAUACUGUUCUGCUGAAAUUUUGUUAAAUAAUUCAGAGUAUGUAUACCAGAUCAUGCUGGAAGGAGAGAAAAUCAAACAGCUCCAGAAAAAAACUGACAAUGAAGCAUACUACAUAACGUUAAUGUCAUUGUCAUGCAGACAAGAUCUUAUGAAUGAGGUUGUACUACAUAACACCAUCGUCUAUGAAAAAUAUGAGGAUGCCAUCAAUGAAAUUUCAGAAAUAGUUUUAACAGAAGAUUUGAGUGAAUAUUUCCAUCCCGAUUCUUUAUUUUUCCUAACAAAUAUAACACCGUGCCUACAGGAUGAAAUGUACUAUACUUUUGUUCAAAUGUUUGAGGAAUCGAUAUUACAUAUAACAUUGUUAACAGAUGAAAGAGUUUUAAAAACUACCAGUUUAAAAUUGAAUGAACCGACAAAGCAAAAUAAUAUCUUAAUACCGUUACAUAAUGCUAAAGAUAUUACACAAAUAAAUAUUGAAAUUAAACUGGUGGUCAUGGUACCAGCUGCAUUGGACGACACAAAAGACAUUUGGAUGGUUGUUUAUAGAAAAGUGGUUGCUCUAAAUACAGAACAUUUUAUUAAAACAGCUUCGACUUCUUAUUACAGUCUGAAAGAGCAGGGAAAACCUAUGGAGGAGUUAAUAAAAAAAACAGUAGAAAAUCAAUAUGGAAACUUAUUCAUAAUCACUAAUGUUACCCAGUCAUUUACCAAUACAAACAAUAUACUGUUUUAUGUCAAACUUCCGGAGGGAUUUCAGCAGAUUAUAGACAAUGGGAAUUAUUUGCGAAUGCAUCUUAGCUUACAGAAGGCGACAGCUAUACAGAACCAUUUAUCUUCAGAAGAAUUUUUGGCGUCAAGAAGUGAUAUUUCCUUUCAGAUAGGAAAUGAAAUACUGAAAUUGAGAAUAUUGAAUGAUGAUUUCAGCAAUCCACUGUUGAAGGUGUCAUGUGCGAAUUUGAAACUGGCUUUUGAUAUGAGGAAUUUCUUUGCUAGUUUGUUCUACAAUGAUUUCCAGGACUGUUUGCCUGGGAAUCAGUUUGUUAGUAGUGCAUUAUAUACUACAAUAGAGAAUAUACAAAGGGCAUUGAGAGACAGUAUCUAUGGUUCAGAAGAGCACAUUCUAACGUUAACAGAACAGUUCCAAAGAAACGUCAUAGGAGCUUUACCAAUAUGAAUAGAAUCUAAGAUUAAAUGAAAAUAAAUUAUUUUUAUUUAUAUUAUAUAUCCCCCGAAAUAAA